UAAAUGUAUAGUUGAAAUGCUGUAAGUGUAUGAUUUAACAGUGGAAUAAUCCAUUAAAAAGAAUGAAACAAUCUUAGUUCCAAAGCCCUAAGAGAAAAGCAUAUACUUAACUGGAUUCUUGUAUAGAAAACACUUUCAAUAUCACUGGCUGAAUAAGAAUGAUGCUCCAAGUUUGAUUAAUUUGGCAAUAUGAAAUGCAGCAUAAGGUGUUGUUUGAGAAAUUGGACAAUAUGUAGCGCAGUUGAGCCUUUGUAGCUGCUAAGAUCCUUAUAGGUGCAGAAAAGACUGUCAAAGUUUCAGUGCCUGAGAAAAGGUGUAUGUUCAUCCAUAAAUACAUACACCACCUGUAUAUGUAUAUUCAACAAUAUACAACAAAUGCCACAAUGGGAUCUUAGGAGGCAAAGCAAUAUUGUAAAUUAUAGCUCACUCUAGGAUAGAAGCAUAGAUCUUCCAUCUGAAACUCAUUCUGGCUGAAGACAAUUCUUUCUGAUUUUAAGUCCAGCCAAAAAGACCAGUUCUAUCAGGGGAUUACAACAUGCCUCUGAGAAAUGAUUACUUAGUUUAGAAGACAGCAUAGAGAUUAAAAAUUCAUGACUGUAGAAUUGAAAAAAAAAUCUACUCUUUCCUCUCAGGCUUAUGUUAGACUUGCAAUGAAGUUAGAAUGAACAGGAGCAUGCAGCUUUUAAUGCCUGGAAUAACUGUACCUUAUAGAUGAUCAUGCAAAACAGGUUGUUUAUUUAGGAUACUAUGUCUCAAACUCCCUGAUAGUCAAAAACUUUCAUUUACUUUUGUAUUUUGGCAAUCCUUGGUUGUACAGAAUUUCAGAAAUGAAUUCAUGAUCUGAAAAGUGCUUUCUGUCAAUCCGACUUCACAGCAUGACCCCUGCUGGGUCAUUAAUUCUAGCCAGGAGAGUAGCAAAGGGACAUGACGUCUGAGACCCUCCUUCUCGCCCCAGUGAGACAAACUGAGCUGGGGGCUUGAAACCGGGGGUAAUCCUUCCUGUCUAAUGUUCUCUUUAGAGAAUGGCAAUGGUCUCGGCGAUGUCCUGGGUCCUGUACUUGUGGAUAAGUGCUUGUGCAAUGCUGCUCUGCCAUGGAUCCCUUCAGCACGCCUUCCAACAGCACCACCUGCACAGACCAGAAGGGGGGACAUGUGAGGUGAUAGCAGCACACAGAUGUUGUAAUAAGAAUCGCAUUGAAGAGCGGUCACAAACAGUCAAGUGUUCCUGUCUCCCCGGAAAAGUGGCUGGAACGACAAGAAACCGACCUUCCUGUGUCGAUGCCUCCAUAGUGAUUGGGAAGUGGUGGUGUGAGAUGGAGCCUUGUCUAGAAGGAGAAGAAUGUAAGACACUCCCUGACAAUUCUGGAUGGAUGUGCGCUACAGGCAAUAAAAUUAAGACCACAAGAAUCCACCCAAGAACCUAAUGGAAGCAUUUGUUGCAGCAGUAAAGGAAAAACCAACUCUGCAGAAAAUAUAUUUUAAAAAUUUAAAACAUCUUACGUGUUUCAAGCCAAAUGGAUUUCUUAUUUGCACUUUGACUGGUUACCAGAUAAUCACAGCAGUUUACUGUGUGUCAUGAAGUAUCCCAUAGCGAGAAGACCCAGAGCUUUGGCAACAACAUGAAAAGUGGUCUGAAAAAAGGAUUUUCUCAGUGAAAAUUUUGGGAUUUCAAAGAAUGAUCGACUAUCCUCUAAUUUGGAUCUAUAGUUACUUUGUACCAUUUGAAAUAUAUGUAUAUAUAAUAUUUUGAAAUAUUAUAUAUUCUCUUCAAGAAAUGAACAGUACCACAGUU
This is a messenger RNA of Manis pentadactyla (Chinese pangolin), 1792 nucleotides long. RefSeq names its product TAFA chemokine like family member 1 (gene TAFA1). Gene Ontology annotation, molecular function: receptor ligand activity. The transcript has 4 exons. The coding region runs from base 1023 to 1424 and encodes 133 amino acids. Gene Ontology annotation, biological process: neuroblast differentiation; negative regulation of microglial cell activation; positive regulation of microglial cell activation. Lineage: Eukaryota; Metazoa; Chordata; Mammalia; Pholidota; Manidae. The record is from RefSeq and is a predicted model, not a curated record.